Molecule: messenger RNA, 1593 nt
Organism: Postia placenta MAD-698-R-SB12
Lineage: Eukaryota; Fungi; Basidiomycota; Agaricomycetes; Polyporales; Adustoporiaceae
Exons: 15
Coding region: 1-1593 (530 amino acids)
Biological process (GO): amino acid transport; transmembrane transport
Cellular component (GO): membrane
Molecular function (GO): transmembrane transporter activity
Source: RefSeq, a predicted model, not a curated record
AUGGGUAUGACGAAGAUGAGCAAGGAUCACGCUAUACAGGAUGAUGUCGAUGCCUUAGAACUGGCUCGGUUGGGAUACAAGCAAGAAUUCAAACGCGCCUUCUCGCCCCUCGAGGUCUUCGGCCUGGUCUUCAGUAUCUUCGGGCUCUUCCCCUCCAUCGCCUCCGUUCUGACUUAUGCUCUGCCGAAUGGCGGCCCCGUCGCACUCGUGUGGGGUUGGGGAGUCUGCUGUGUCUUCCUUGUCCUCAUCUCACUCGCUCUGGCGGAACUGGGCUCCGCGGCGCCCACGUCCGGCGGGUUGUACUACUGGUCAUUCAAGUUCGGCUCCCCGCGCUGGCGGCGCCUGCUCUCGUGGAUUGUCGGAUACUCGAACACGAUUGGCCUGAUCGCCGGAGUUGCUUCGGUUGAUUGGGGAUGCGCCGUGCAGUUGAUGGCCGCAGUGAGUAUUGGUUCCAAUCAGACGUUCACGGCGACUACGGGCCAGACAUUCGGCGUCUAUGUUGCGAUCCUGUUAUUGCAUGCUACGAUCUCCUCUCUGGCGACUGCGAUAGUUGCCAAAUUACAAACUGUCUACGUCGUCCUAAAUGUGCUGCUAUGUCUCGCCAUCAUCAUCGCCUUACCUGCGGCGACACCAGAGGAGUUCAAGAACCCUGCUAGCUACGCGUUGGGAGGAUUCACAAACUUCAGCGGCUGGCCAGAUGGAUUCGCGUUCUGCUUGAGUUUCCUGGCGCCCCUGUGGACCAUAUCCGGUUUCGACGCCUCGCUUCACAUCAGCGAAGAAGCCUCGAACGCGGCCGUCGCAGUCCCUUGGGCAUUGAUAGCGGCCACCACUACUGGCGGCAUACUGGGUUGGGCUAUCAAUGUCGCGAUUGCGUUCCGAAUGGGUACGGACGUCGAAGGGAUCAUGAAUAGUCCCAUUGGUCAACCUAUGGCUGCGAUCUUAUUCAACAGCCUGGGACAGAAAGGUACUCUUGCAGUCUGGUCGGUGGUUGUUGCGGUCCAAUUCUUCAUGGGAACGAGCUCGUUGCUGGCGAGUUCCCGCCAGACGUUCGCAUUCGCACGGGAUGGUGGCCUUCCUUUCUCGCGUUAUUUAUACCGUGUCAAUCGCCACACGCAGACGCCAGUCAACUGCGCCUGGUUCUCGGCCUUCAUAGCGCUCCUCCUUGGGCUCUUGGCAUUCGCUGGCUCCACUGCCAUCUCGGCCAUUUUCAGCCUUGGGGUCGUAGGCCUCUAUAUCGCGUACAUCAUCCCAAUCAUCAGCAGAUUCGUAGGUGGAACAGAAUGGAGGCCGGGGCCGUUUAACAUGGGCCGGCUCGGGUUGCCGGUAGCCGCCAUAGCUGUGGCGUGGAUGAUCUUCUCUAUCGUCAUCCUGAUUUUCCCGAGUUCCCCGGACCCGAGCGGCCCCGACAUGAAUUAUACAAUCGUGGUGCUUGGCGCCUGGAUAUCGCUCUGCUUGGUAUACUAUUAUUUCCCCGUGUAUGGCGGCGUGCAUUGGUUCCACGGACCCAUUGCAAACGUCUCAUCGGCGGGAGAUGGGCAAGGAGAUACAAAAAGCAUCAAUGUCGAGGACGGAGAGCCGUAUAUAGAGAAGUGA